GAGAGGGAGAGAGAGAGGGAGGGUGAAAGGGCAGACUGUAGUUUCUUCCUCUGAUCCUGGCCGAGCGGAGAGUGGAAGUGAGCAGCAGUGGGAGUAGUCGGGUUGCAGCGCAAGACCGCUCCGCGUCGGAAUUUUUUUUCGAGAAAAAAAAAAGGAUUGCAACCAAAAAAACACACAGCCACGCGCUAAAAGGCGAGGGAGAGAAGCAGAGAGGAAGAAGAGGAGAGCGAUGGACGAGCAGCCGCGGUUGAUGCAUUCCCACGCCGGGAUAGGGAUGGCAGGGCACCCCGGCCUGCCGCAGCAUUUGCAGGAGGGAAACGGAGGAGCGGACGGCGACGGGAGGAAACAAGACAUUGGGGACAUUUUACAGCAAAUCAUGACCAUCACAGACCAGAGUCUGGACGAGGCGCAAGCCAGGAAACACGCUCUGAAUUGUCACAGAAUGAAGCCAGCACUUUUCAAUGUCUUGUGUGAAAUCAAAGAAAAGACAGUGCUGAGUAUCCGUGGAGCGCAGGAGGAGGAGCCUCCAGAUGCCCAGCUCAUGCGAUUGGACAACAUGCUGCUGGCGGAGGGCGUGUCCGGGCCGGAGAAAGGGGGCGGGUCUGCUGCGGCGGCGGCAGCGGCGGCGGCGGCAGGGGGGGGCGGGGCCGGAGCGGACAACUCUGCAGAACACUCAGACUACCGCGCCAAGCUGUCCCAGAUCAGACAGAUCUACCACACGGAGCUGGAGAAAUACGAGCAGGCGUGCAACGAGUUCACGACGCACGUGAUGAACCUGCUGCGGGAGCAGUCGCGCACGCGGCCCAUCUCGCCCAAGGAGAUCGAGCGCAUGGUGGGCAUCAUCCACCGCAAGUUCAGCUCCAUCCAGAUGCAGCUCAAACAGAGCACGUGCGAAGCUGUCAUGAUCCUGCGCUCGCGCUUCCUGGACGCCAGGCGGAAAAGAAGAAACUUCAACAAGCAGGCGACGGAGAUCUUGAACGAGUACUUCUACUCACAUCUGAGCAACCCCUACCCUAGUGAGGAGGCCAAGGAGGAGCUAGCCAAGAAGUGCUCCAUCACCGUCUCCCAGGUGUCCAACUGGUUCGGAAAUAAAAGAAUCCGAUACAAGAAAAACAUUGGGAAGUUCCAGGAAGAGGCUAACAUGUAUGCAGCGAGGACUGCAGUGAACGCAGCCAACGUUUCUUCGCAUGGGAGCCAAGCGAACUCCCCCGCUACUCCAAACUCUGCAGGUAAGACCGAGGACCUUUUACACUUAGAAACACCCGGAAGUCUACCUGAAGCACUGUAUCAUUGUUCUGCCGGCUCUUUUAACAUGUCAAACUCCGGGGACUUGUUCAUGAGUGUGCAGUCCCUCAAUGGGGACUCUGGGUACCAGGGAGCUCAGGUGGGAGCCAACGUUCAGUCACAGGUGGAUACUCUUCGCCAUGUUAUCAACCAGACAGGCGGAUACAGUGAGGGGCUGGCGGGAACCCAGAUGUACAGUCCGCAGGGCAUCAACGCGAAUGGCGGAUGGCAGGACGCGGCCACGCCCUCCUCUGUGACAUCACCGACGGAAGGACCCGGAAGCGUUCACUCAGACACCUCCAACUGAUCCCACCCCUCCUCAUCCUCAUCUUCUUGUCCUCACCCUCUCCCCUCUCCCCCCUCCCCCGAGUCCGGACUGAUGAAGGUGGCGUAUGUGAAUUCACAGCAGCAAACCUCUGGGGGCUUGGAAUCUUCUAGAACAAUGUGGUCAUGCCAUUACAAACUAAAUAUUUUUUUCUCGGCCGUCUCCUCCACGUUAAGGGUUUUGUACAGUUUCCUCAUCGCCACGACGACCCCUCGGACAUCGCCAUCUUUUUAUUGGUCCAAUCGCGUUCCGUCUCGCCCUCUGAGAACCUAUAGCAGUACACCGGCCCCAAACCCACCCUGGAUCUCACACUACCUCGAUUGGAGAAAAGCAGAACCAACACGCUUGAUCAUUUAAAAUACUUCAAAAUCAACUUUUCUUUUUUUAUUUAAUAUAUUGUAAUCAGUAAUGCCUACUCAUAAGUUUAAGGGUGUAUCUACCAUUUUUCAUUUCCUUUUUACACCACCAUUUGUCCGUCAUGCCAAAGUUGACCUGGAGGUGUUUUUUGAUAAAGUAUGUUGUGUACUCUGGUUACUUGUACUUAUUUAAGGUAACAUUUUGUUUUAGCUGUGAAAACAGUAAUAUCUUUAUAUCCAAACUUCUGCAUUUAUUUGAUAUAUUUCUAUUCCAAAAGAUGUACAAUGAGUGGUGGCAUAAAUCAUUUAAUAUUUUAUUUCUAGCGUACUUUAUUAUCUGCUUUAUUAUCCCAGUAAAUAUACAACUUUUUCUUUCGGUUCUGUAAUUGUAUUUUUUGCAUUGCAAGCAUAACAACUUUAGCGAGUUUAGAAAAAGGAUUGACUCGAUACACUCAACAAAUGACCAAAUUUGAACCCAUCCUAAAGCACAAUAAAGUGUGUAUUGUUUCAACGUAACUGUGUUUGCUGAAAGGGAACAACUGAGUGGAAUACUAUCAUCAAGAAUAUACAUAAUAGUACUCAUAUACGGAGCAAUAAUGUACAUAUACUACAGUACCAACUCUUUGUCCGUGUGCAUUACUGCGAUCAAUACUUUAGCCAAAUACUGCUGGUAACCAAAUCCAUAUGUGGGCAAAAUACUAGGUUGGGUUUUUCAUUUAGUUUUUCUUGACCCAUGUCAGGUUUUGGGAAACAGCGUCAUAGGAGUCUAGCUCAUAGCAUGUCUUCGAAGAAAUGUUUAAUUUUGGUAUUCUUUUGGUGCUGAAAUUCAAAUGGGGUUGUCCUUUUUUUUUUUUUAUAAUAAGACAUUCAUGUAAAAACCUGUCAAAAUGUAAAUUUGAGAUGUGUGAGCUUGGGCUGUGUGUACAGUAUAGUAUUCGGUAUGACACGUAUACAUCAUCACAACUAUGUGUCCUACAGAUAGCCAACACAUACCAUACUUUGAUACCAAAAAAAAAAAAAGACUUGGAUUUGUACAACCUACACGUUGUCACGUCAGCUCACCAGACCUGCGGAUUUGUGAAGGAUUUAAGCGUUUAUAAAGUACUAGAGAGUAUCCACAGAAAUUCUCUGUUUCCCUGCACUGAAGGCCAACAAGAAGUAGCAGGUCUGACAGGAAGUAGAGAGAGAGACUCUGAUCGCACACAGACUCAGAGGCUGUUUGGAUAUAUUUUUAUGCCUCUGAGUUGUAAAUGACUUGUCAUCUCUUUUUCUUCAUUUCGCUCUUCUGUCGCUUGGUGACGGGACCGGGUUUUAUUUUGUAUGCCAACAUAUGUCGACUAGCCCUGGGAAUGCGCUAUAUAUAUUUGUAGAUAUGCACCUUUACUCUUGAUUUACAUGACAUUUUCAAUUUGGACCGUAUUCAGUUUUUUUUAACUAUAUAGCAGCCAAAUGUUUUACCGACAAAUAAACAGUAGUCCCUGUCUCUUGAUCCUGUUUUUAACACACACAGACACACACACACACACACACACACACACACACACACACACACACACACACACACACACACACACACACACACACACACACACACACACACACACACACACAGUUUUAAUUGUUACUGCCCUAAUAGUUACUGGUAUGCUCAAAAGGUUUAACAUUGCCCUGUGAAAUGUUUUGGUAUGUUUCAUUUUAAUUGAAACCCCUUCAAAAUAAUUACGAGAACACCCAGAAACUAUUCAAAACUGAUACAAUCCAGAGGUCAGAAUGUCAAACUAGCCUUACUAUUUAUAAUCAUGUGUGAAAACGAUUGUGUUUUUCUCAUGGACGCUGUUUGGCGAUGAGGUGGGGAUUAUUGAUUCUAAAUCGACUGUAUUCAUUCUGAUUAUUCAGAAUUCAAUUAUUGGUUUACCUACCUAUUGAUUAGUUCAUGCACUAUAGUAAUGAUUUGAAAUCAUCUGUCACAUGAUGAAAUAAUGAGACCUUUCCAAAAUAGCUGACCUUUCACAUCGCCUGUCAAAUCAAAUAUGGAAGCUUCAUGUAAUGUCGCUUUUAGUUUUUCUAAAUAAAAGUAAAAAAGGACCUUAAAAAAGGAGGAAGUACAAUUUGUAAAACAUUAAAUGUUUUAUUUGUUGCAUGUCUUUUGUUCUUCAAUAAAAUAACGUACUACGGUGUAUUGAAUGUUACUUACGUUUUUUAAUAAGGAAAAUAGUGGAUUUUUUGGACCCUUUUUUUUUCUUGGCGAUUUGAUCUUUUAUCUCUACAUCUGUACAUAGGUAUCACAUACAGUUCUUGUCUUUUUGAUUCCAACUUGUUUUUUCCUGUGGAGGAGAAUUAGUUGAAAAGGUGUUUGAAGGUUAAAAGGUGUCUUCAUUUCUACUGGCGAUGAAUAUUCCAAAUAAACUGUUUCUUUUGUUGCAUAAGUUGCCGUUUUUGUCAUUUCUUUAUGAGCUCUAGCUCAUAUUUGACCUUUAACUCAUUUGUAUAGUACAUUUUACCUUCAACUGUUAAGAAACUACUUCUAAAAUAACUUUUGAACA
This is a messenger RNA of Gadus chalcogrammus (walleye pollock), 4508 nucleotides long. It is a transcript of the gene pbx1b, whose product is annotated as pre-B-cell leukemia homeobox 1b. Gene Ontology annotation, biological process: embryonic organ development; neuron development; eye development. NCBI's taxonomy places the organism in Eukaryota, Metazoa, Chordata, Actinopteri, Gadiformes, Gadidae. The transcript is spliced from 9 exons. Bases 230 to 1591 code for a protein of 453 amino acids. Gene Ontology annotation, cellular component: nucleus. The record is from RefSeq and is a predicted model, not a curated record. Gene Ontology annotation, molecular function: DNA-binding transcription factor activity, RNA polymerase II-specific; RNA polymerase II cis-regulatory region sequence-specific DNA binding.